Molecule: messenger RNA, 3143 nt
Organism: Cydia amplana
Lineage: Eukaryota; Metazoa; Arthropoda; Insecta; Lepidoptera; Tortricidae
Gene: mi
Exons: 7
Coding region: 179-2998 (939 amino acids)
Source: RefSeq, a predicted model, not a curated record
GGUGCGGCUGGAGGGAUGGCGGGUUUGUUGCAGUUACUUUUUCGAUUGCGUUUUUAAUUUCAUUUCGGGACAAAGUGAACUAUAAUUAAUGUUUUGUAUUACUUCUAAUACGAUUUCAUAAUGUUAGUGUAAAAUACCCCAUUUCUACCACAUCCAUUGUGGAGAAAAUGCGGUGGUAAUGGAAUCGUUUGAAGACUCAAAUUGUCGUUCUAUGAGUGAUAGUUUUUAUUUGUAUGAGCGUUACAUGAGAAGUUUCAACGUAGUGGAUACUUUCCGUGAACAAAUCGAACCCGAUCCAGUUUCAUUAUUAAGUAACUGUGACUACGAAAACCCAAAUAUUGGAGGUAACACAGACUUGUCAGCUGCUGUCCAAACGAAUAUUAAAGAGGAUAGUAAACAUUACGAUAGCGCCCAAGUUGACUGUGUUUCUUUGGGUCUAAAUGAAAAUACUGCAGAGAAGGGUAGUUUGAUAGCAGAUAUUAGCAAAAUUGGCUCUCCUUGCACAUCGCUCGCGCCAUCGCUGAAUGAAAGCUCUUCCUUUACGGUGGACCACAACCUCACCAACAAAUCUGACCCGGCCGACGUCCCCGUAUCUUCGGAUGACUCUAAAUCCAGCUGUUUUAAACAGCCUAUUUUUAUAACCUCUACUAUGGAAAACAGUAACAAUGCAGUCGACAUGCUUCGUGACGUAAGUCAUUCCGAAAGCGUCUUCAAAUUGCCGAUCAGCGAAUUGUCAUUUAACGGCACCAUAAAACACGUGCAGAAGCUGAAGCCCAUUGUUGACCCUAUAACUGCUCUCACUGCUAGUGCUGGGCUGGAUUUAGAUGAUAAAUCUCAAGAAUCAGAUAGUUCUAAUAUAAGUGAAAAUAUUGGCAUUGCUUUUGAAGAGAAGAGCUGCCACACGCCCGCUGCUAGCGACAUAUCUGAUGACAGGAGUACUAAAGGUACUGAGAGUACUGUUGAUUCACAGUAUGAAGAUUUCUCCAGAAAAGAGAGUAUAUUUCCGAGGCCGGAAGAUAAAAGUACAAAAUGGAGUAAUGACCAAAGUUACUCGUCUUUAGAAGCCUCGUUUGAUAGUGGUGUGCGCUCCCCAGAUAUGUUCUGUUCAGAUGAUGAAGAUGCCCAAGCCAGUGCAGCACCUGAACCAUUUUGGAGCUUUUUGAAGAACCAUGAACAGCAUGAUAAGAAGAAGGUUAAGAAAAUGGAGGAAAAGCUCCAAGGCAUUCUACCACCACCAUCAGUCACAACUCUACGCACAGAUGUCUCAGAGAUGCUAAAGAAAUACUACUGUUUCUUACCAGCAUUCAAUAAUGAGGUUAAAGUUGACCAUGAACCUAUUAUCCCUGUUACUCCAACUAAGCGAGUAUCCUUUGUGGAAAUACCGACAGUAUCAAUAGAGGCAACUGCAACGUCUUCUAGACGAGAGGAUAAGCCUGAGUAUGAAUUGGACACUAGUGCGAAUGAUAAGAGUAUUGUGCUUGAGAUGUGCAGUGAAGCGGAGGCUAAGGAAACAGCAUGGCCUAAUUUGUUGAAAUGCAGGCAUUAUGAUGUUUAUUACAAUGUGACAGGCUACUCCGAGAGGAUGGAAAUGCUGGCAUUGCGCUACGGAGAGAGAUAUGUUGGUGCUGAGACCGAAACCAGUGUUAAUGUCUACUCCGGAGGGAACCAGUCGCCUAGCAGUGCGCAUAAGAGGAAGGCACUUCGCCUCAAGAUGGCACAAGCAAAGUCGCCAGGUAGACGUUUAUCACAUUUGGCGCGCCGACGACAAGCAUUUUGCAGUGCUGCUACUAUCAAUGAAAAGGCUCAAGCAGGCACUGCUAAAAUGGUCCUCAUUGAUAAAAAUUAUUUCCCACACAGGAAGCUGAUCAACUCCGCUGAAAGGAAAAGUCCCCGCCUUAGACGCACACCGGGCAAGAAAACGCCCAGCCGCAAGACUCCAGGCAAAAAGACUCCGGCCAAAACCCCAAAGACCAGAAGCGGAGGCUCUAGCCGCAAGAAGAUAAUGAGAAGAUUACUUAUGGAUUCUGACAGUAUGACGAGAUCACAGCCGACACGUGAGACUCUAAAAAGAGCUUUAUUUGUCAGUCCAGAGAAUAGAAAGUCGAUACCAAGCACUGCUAGCACAUCAGUGCCGCUUCAAGCUAUGAAGUCCAAGCGAGCCCUGUUCUCGUCCCCCGAUAGGAGUGCUGAAACAAAAAGUGCUGAUGGGACUCAAAGCGAUCAUUUCUUAAAGCGUAAACUGCUUGCUUUGGAUGAGCAACCAGAGAGCAAUAGAAGUAAGAUAGCGAAGAGUCUGUCGUUCGGCGGGGACACGAUCGGGAGCAUGCCUCCGCAUGUCAUGAAUCGACGGGCGUCUGAAGUUUUUACUAGACGGAAUUCUGUGGAGUUAAAUGAAACUCAUAAGAAGAAACUCCUAUGGGCGGUGUCAGAGGCGCUCCGCGUGCACGGGUGGCGCAUGUCCUCCGCCGGCUUCCGCGAGAAAGCUGAAGCCCUAGCGAGGCUCACUCGCCGGCUGUUGACACUGCCGCCUCACGCUGCCAAGUUCGCCUCGCCUAAGCUGUCAACCUCUGAAACCAUGCUCAAACUCGCCCGCCAAUACGUGUUCGCGAUCAUCCAAGGUCGCAGCAUCGAGGACUGUUUCCAAGAAGAACAAAUGAAGUUAGCCAACGACGGUAACAGUAAACUCUCUGGGUACAUCUCCGCCAAUGCUUACCAACAGUUCAAGGCAAGACAGGCCGCACCUAGUACACUAACAUCACAAAUUAAAGAGAACUGUAACGGUUCCUUCAAACAGGACCAACCAAGAAGCGGUUCCAAAAACGUCCUCCAAGACAAACUUAUCAAUGUAGACUCUAGUUCCAACAGCAGCAGUGGUUUCAGCAUGCUGGAUAAGUCAGGCCUCUACAAAUCGAAUUCGAUGCCUUCAUUCGAAGAGGCAGCUAAAAUGAGAGCCCGCAGGCAAAUUAGUUUUGACAAUCUCGAUUUUCCUAAAAGGUGAUGUGUUUAAGGUCCUUUAAUUGUUAAGAUACUGACUGAUUUCGAUAGUGUUUGCGUUUGAGAUAUUAUUUUAACGGUUUAAGUAGGCAAUGACACUAGAUUAUCUGGUUUAUGAAAUGACUUUGCUUAUAUGUGUUAGCGUCAUU